UAAAUUUAAAAAAUGUUAUUUUUUGUAUGAUGUCUGCUCAGUAAACAUUAAUGCAUGUUCUUUAAUUCUGGAAAAUUCUGGAUUUCCAAAUCUAUAAAAGUAGUACACACGCAAAGUUGUCACAAAAUUUACAUUCAAUCAAUAAAAGAAUACCUUUAAGAUAUAUUAUAGCGAUUCAUAACUUAAUGAAUUUUACAGGAAGUUAGGUGUGCUUAUGUUAUAUUGCUGAUGAGUGGUUACUGGGUGACUGAUUGCUUUCCUAUAGCAAUAACAUCUCUCAUCCCGGUGGUCAUGUUCCCAGCUUUGGGUAUAUUAAGUACGGCGGAUACAUGCGCCUGUUACAUUAACGACACAAUAAUGGUGUUCAUUGGUGGUCUGAUCCUCGCUAUUGCCAUUGAGCACAGCAAUCUUCAUCUUAGAAUUGCUCUUGGUGUCAUGAAGACGGUUGGCUGCAGUCAUGCAAAAUUACUCGGUGGCCUAUGUGUAGUCACAACCUUUAUAUCCAUGUGGGUGUCAAAUACCGCCGCUACCGCUAUGAUGGUGCCCAUAAUAUUCGCCGUUUUGCGUGAAUUGGAACAAGCAGGAUUAGGAGCAGUGUUUAAAAGACUAGAAAUUGAUGCAGAAAGACCUGAUAUUCCGCCUGAGAUAAGACCGACGAAAAUAACAAAAGCAUAUCUCUUGUCGGCGGCUUACUGCUCAACGUUUGGUGGCACCGGAACACUAGUGGGAACUGGUACAAAUCUGACUUUCAAAGGAAUUUAUGAAAGUACAUUUCCCGAAGCUGAAGGAAUCAGUUUUACUGAUUGGAUGAUAGCAUCUUUUCCUCAAAUGGUUGUCAAUUCCUUCCUUACCUGGUUAUACAUGCGAAUUGCUUUUUUGGGAUAUCUCAGACCGCACAGUAAAGAGGCACAAGUGGCCACAAUUGGAAGAGAAGGUGAAGCCAUCACAAAUCAACCGACUCAGGGUGUUAAACAAACCUAG
This is a messenger RNA of Monomorium pharaonis (pharaoh ant), 981 nucleotides long. RefSeq names its product protein I'm not dead yet. Gene Ontology annotation, molecular function: succinate transmembrane transporter activity; citrate transmembrane transporter activity. Bases 229 to 981 code for a protein of 250 amino acids. The transcript is spliced from 4 exons. Gene Ontology annotation, cellular component: membrane. Gene Ontology annotation, biological process: citrate transport; monoatomic anion transmembrane transport. The record is from RefSeq and is a predicted model, not a curated record. NCBI's taxonomy places the organism in Eukaryota, Metazoa, Arthropoda, Insecta, Hymenoptera, Formicidae.